GAAGAAGAGGAAGAAACACGGAAGAAGCGGAGCGACAACGAGAUGACGCAGAGUUUACCUCUCAGACUGGACAUGAUGAAUGGUUUGGAGGAAGAGGAGGACAGAGCAGAGUCUCCAGUAUCCAGCUGUCUGUCCAUGAAGAGUGACUGGUCCAAAGACAGACCUCCAGACCUCAGUGAUGGACCUGGACCCUGGAGUCAUUGGAGACCGUUUCCACAACACAGAGCAGAGUCUCCAGUAUCCAGCUGUCUGUCUAUGAAGAGUGACUGGUCUAAAGACAGACCUCCAGACCUCAGUAAUGGACCUGGACCCUGGAGUCAUUGGAGACCGUUUCCACAAAACAGAGCAGAGUCUCCAGGAUCCAGCUGUCUGUCUAUGAAGAGUGACUGGUCCAAAGACAGACCUCCAGACCUCAGUGAUGGACCUGGACCCUGGAGUCAUUGGAGACCGUUUCCACAACACAGAGCAGAGUCUCCAGGAUCCAGCUGUCUGUCUAUGAAGAGUGACUGGUCUAAAGACAGACCUCCAGACCUCAGUGAUGGACCUGGACCCUGGAGUCAUUGGAGACCGUUUCCACAAAACAGAGCAGAGUCUCCAGGAUCCAGCUGUCUGUCCAUGAAGAGUGACUGGUCCAAAGACAGACCUCCAGACCUCAGUAAUGGACCUGGACCCUGGAGUCAUUGGAGACAGUUUCCACAAAAGAGGAAGAGGAGUCAUGUUCCUGUGGAGGAGCAGCUGUCCUGCUGUGAUCUGUGUCAGGACGUCCUGAAGGAUCCAGUCUCUACCAGCUGUGGACACUGGUUCUGCAGACAGUGCAUCACCUCAUACUGGGACCAGUCUGGUCCAUCAGGAGGCUCCUCCUGUCCCCAGUGUGGACAAAGACCCAGACCAGGACCUGGACUGCAGACAGCAGAUAGUGGUCUGCAGGAGGUUUUAGAUGAACAUAAGAUCAGUCUGAGGAGGAGAUGUGAACGUGUGACUGAAGGAACUGAUGGAACAGGAAGUAGAACCCUCCUCAACAGGAUCUACACUGAGCUCUACAUCACAGAGGGACAGAGUGAAGAGGUUAAUACCCAACAUGAGGUGGUGCAGCUGGAGAUCAAGAUGGAGACCCUCCAUGACACUCCAAUCAGGUGCCAGGACGUCUUUAAAGCCUUACCUGAGCAACAGAGACCCAUCAGAGUGGUUCUGACCAACGGCGUCGCUGGUGUUGGAAAAACCUUCUCAGUGCAGAAGUUCACUCUGGACUGGGCAGAGGGCUCGGAAAACCAAGAUGUCAGUCUGCUGGUUCUGCUUUCGUUCAGGGAGCUGAACCUGAUCAGAGAUGAGCAGUACAGUCUUCUCACGCUGCUCCAUGUUUUCCAUCCAACAUUACAGAAGGUCACAGCAGAGAAGCUGGCUGUCUGUAAAGUUCUGUUCAUCUUUGAUGGCCUGGAUGAAAGCAGACUUUCACUGGAUUUCAACAACAGGAAGGUUGUGUCUGACGUCACACAGAAGUCAUCAGUCAACGAGCUGCUGACAAACCUCAUCCAGGGGAAUCUGCUUCCCUCGGCUCUGGUCUGGAUAACUUCCAGACCUGCAGCGGCCAAUCAGAUCCCUCCUUCAUGUGUUGACAGGGUAACAGAAGUACGAGGCUUCACUGACCCACAGAAGGAGGAGUACUUCAGGAGGAGAUCCAGUGAUGAAGAGCUGUCCAACAGAACCAUCUCACACAUCAAGACCUCCAGGAGCCUCCACAUCAUGUGUCAAAUCCCAGUCUUCUGCUGGAUCACUGCUACAGUUCUGGAGCACAUGUUGACUACAGAGCAGAGAGGAGAGCUGCCCAAGACCAUGACUGACCUGUUCUCACACUUCCUGCUGGUUCAGACAAAGAGGAAGAAGAACAAGUACCAUGAGGGACAUGAGACGAGUCCACAGGAGCUGACGGAGGCUGACAGGGAAGUUCUUCUGAAGCUGGGGAGGCUGGCGUUUGAACAUCUGGAGAAAGGAAACAUCAUGUUCUACCAAGAAGACCUGGAGCAGUGUGGUCUUGAUGUGACAGAGGCCUUGGUGUACUCAGGAGUUUGUACAGAGAUCUUCAAAAGAGAGAGUGUGAUCUUCCAGAAAACAGUCUACUGCUUUGUUCAUCUGAGCGUUCAGGAGUUUCUGGCUGCAGUCUACAUGUUCCACUGUUUCACCAACAGGAACACACAGGUACUGGAGGACUUCCUGGGAAACAAAUAUGUUGAUUCAACCCUGGAUGUCUUCCUGAAUGAAGCAGUCAAAAAAUCUCUGAGAAGUAAAAAUGGCCACCUGGACCUGUUUGUUCGCUUCCUUCAUGGCCUCUCUCUGGAGUCCAACCAGAGAGUCUUAGGAGGUCUGCUGGGUCAGACAGAGAACAGUCCAGAAAUCAUCCAGAUAGCCAUCAACAACCUGAAGAAGAGGAAGACCAAAGCGUCUCCUGACAGAAGCAUCAACAUCUUCCACUGUCUGAUGGAGAUGAACGAACUCUCAGUUCAUCAGGAGAUCCAAGAGUUCCUGAAGUCAGAGAACAGAUCAGAGCAGAGACUCUCUGUGAUCCAGUGCUCAGCUCUGGCCUACAUGCUGCAGAUGUCAGAGGAGGUUCUGGAUGAGUUUGACCCAAAGACGUACAACACAUCAGAGGAGGGACGACGGAGACUGAUCCCAGCUGUGAGGAACUGCAGGAAGGCUCGACUUGGUGGUUGUGGACUCUCAGAGACUCACUGUGAAGUCGUGGCCUCAGCUCUGAAGUCCAACCCCUCCCAUCUGAGAGAACUGGACCUGAGUGACAACAAAGACUUGAAGGAUUCAGGAGUGAAGCUGGUUUCUGCUGGACUGGAGAGUCCAAACUGCAGACUGGAGACUCUGAGGUUGGAGUCCUGCAGUUUGUCAGAGAUCAGCUGUUCUUCUCUGGUCUCAGCUCUGAAGUCCAACCCCUCCCAUCUGACAGAACUGGACCUGAGUAACAACAAGCUGCAGGAUUCAGCAGUGAAGGAUCUGUGUGGUUUUCUGCAGAGUCCAGACUGUAGACUGGAGACUCUGAGGUUGAAGUCCUGUGGUUUGUCAGAGAUCAGCUGUUCUUCUCUGGUCUCAGCUCUGAAGUCCAACCCCUCCCAUCUGAGAGAACUGGACCUGAGGGGAAACUACCUGCAGGAUUCAGAUGUGAAGGAUCUGACUGAUCUUGUGAAGAGUCCAGACCGUGGACUGGAGACUCUGAGGUUGGAGUCCUGCAGUUUGUCAGAGAUCAGCUGUUCUUCUCUGGUCUCAGCUCUGAAGUCCAACCCCUCCCAUCUGAGAGAACUGGAUCUGAGCUGGAACAACAAGCUGCAGGAUUCAGAUGUGAAGGAGCUGUGUGGUUUACUGAGGAGUCCACACUGUAGACUGGAGACUCUGGGGUUGGAGUCCUGCAGUUUGUCAAAGAUCAGCUGUUCUUCUCUGGUCUCAGCUCUGAAGUCCAACCCCUCCCAUCUGACAGAACUGGACCUGAGUAACAACAAGCUGCAGGAUUCAGCAGUGAAGGAUCUGUGUGGUUUUCUGCAGAGUCCAGACUGUAGACUGGAGACUCUGAGGUUGAGGAACUGCAGUUUGUCAAAGAUCAGCUGUUCUUCUCUGGUCUCAGCUCUGAAGUCCAACCCCUCCCAUCUGAGAGACCUGGACCUGAGUAAGAACAUUAACCUGCAGGAUCCACGAGUGAAGGAGCUGUGUGGUUUUCUGCAGAGUCCAGACUGUAGACUGGAGACUCUGAGGUUGAAGAACUGCAGUUUGUCAGAGAUCAGCUGUUCUUCUCUGGUCUCAGCUCUGAAGUCCAACCCCUCCCAUCUGAGAGACCUGGACCUGAGUGACAACAAGCUGCAGGAUUCAGGAGUGAAGGAUCUGUGUGGUUUUCUGCAGAGUCCAGACUGUAGACUGGAGACUCUGAGGUUGGAGUCCUGCAGUUUGUCAGAGAUCAGCUGUUCUUCUCUGGUCUCAGCUCUGAAGUCCAACCCCUCCCAUCUGAGAGACCUGGACCUGAGUAAGAACUGGAAGCUGCAGGAUUCAGGAGUGAAGGAUCUGUGUGGUUUUCUGCAGAGUCCAGACUGUAGACUGGAGACUCUGAGGUUGGAGUCCUGCAGUUUGUCAGAGAUCAGCUGUUCUUCUCUGGUCUCAGCUCUGAAGUCCAACCCCUCCCAUCUGAGAGAACUGGACCUGAGCUACAACAACCUGCAGGAUUCAGCAGUGAAGCCUCUCCAUGAUCUUGUGGAGGACCCAGACUACAGACUGCAGACUGUGGGGAAGUGAGGAUGAGCUGAGUCCUGAUGAUCCAGAUGUUGAAGCAGCAGCAGCAGCAGCUUGUGUGUAGAGAGGCUCUGACUGGACCAUGUUACUGGGAGGUAGAGUGGAGAGGAGAGCUUCAUCCAGCAGUGACUGACAGAGGAAUCAGAAGAAGCAGUCUGAACUGAUCUGAGAACAGCUCCACUGUCAGACACAGAGUCCAGUCCACCAUCAUCCCUGUGUGUUCCUCUGGAUCUGACAGAGCAGCAUCAGUGUGUCUGGAUGCUGCAGCUUCAGCAGAGUCUCAGGUUUUAUCUGUUGGUAUGUUGAUGUUAAGGAGUGUGUGUGUUGUGAGACAGACUUUAACUAUAUUCAUCUGUUCAUUAUGAUGUGUCAUUGAUUUAAUCCUUUAAUGAUCAUUUACUCUCUUCAUGGACAAUAAUGUUUUUAAAUGAACUUUCUGAUCUUAUGUUUCAGCUGUUUAAGUCUGUGAUGGAGACACAGACUGAACCAGUCACUUCACUUCAUCUUUGGUGUUUUUAUAGCCGCAUGUUCUAUUCACUCAUUUAACAGACGCUUUUAUCCAAAGUGAAAACACUGAAGCUUCAGAGCAGAGAACUGUAGAUGGAGGAUCAGUGAGAUCUGGAGGGAACAUUAGAUUUACAGACACAGCUACGAUGAGUAAAAGAAAAGGUUUUUGGUAUUUAGCUGUAACAUCCUCAGACCUGUCUGUCUGUCUGUGUCUGUCUGUGUCUGUCUGUAAAGGUUGUUUCUGCAGUAACAGGUUUUACUGAGGAGAUCAGAGACACAGUCAUUUACUUUCUGAGCUUCUUCACUGAUGUUGGUGAUAAAAUGAUGAUAAAAAUAAAGUUUUGAUUUCA
Molecule: messenger RNA, 5132 nt
Organism: Lates calcarifer (barramundi perch)
Lineage: Eukaryota; Metazoa; Chordata; Actinopteri; Centropomidae
Product: NACHT, LRR and PYD domains-containing protein 14
Exons: 17
Coding region: 43-4278 (1411 amino acids)
Molecular function (GO): protein binding
Source: RefSeq, a predicted model, not a curated record